AUGCUGCGGCGGCUGGCGUCCCGCUGCGCCCGGAGCCUGGGGGCCCGCGGGGGCGCGCGUCCUGCCGCGGGGCUCCGCCACCUGGGCCGCAGCCCCCGCCGCCGGGCCUCCGAUGCUCCCCGGAACCAGCCCCCCAGCUCCGAGGUCGUGGCCCGGCCGGUGGGCGUCUGCUCCAUGAUGCGGCUGCCGCUGCAGGCCUCCCCCCAGGGGCUGGACGCCGCCUUCGUCGGGGUGCCCCUGGACAUUGGGACCUCCAACCGGCCCGGGGCGAGAUUUGGACCCCGGCGGAUCAGGGAAGAAUCCGUGAUGCUUCGGACAACCAACCCUAGCACGGGGGCCCUCCCCUUCCAGACCCUCUCGGUUGCAGAUCUAGGUGAUGUGAAUGUCAAUCUUUACAACCUUCAGGACAGCUGCCGUCUAAUUCGAGAGGCCUAUCAGAAAAUCGUAGCAGCUGGCUGUAUUCCUCUGACCUUGGGUGGAGAUCACACAAUCACAUAUCCUAUAUUGCAAGCGAUGGCCAAAAAGCAUGGCCCCGUGGGGCUGCUGCACGUGGAUGCCCACACGGACACGGCUGACAAGGCCCUCGGCGAGAAGGUCUAUCACGGGACGCCCUUCCGCCGGUGCGUGGACGAGGGACUCCUGGACUGUAAGCGUGUGGUGCAGAUCGGCAUCCGGGGCUCUGCCAUGACCCUGGAUCCCUACAGAUACAGCUGGAGCCAGGGCUUCCGGCUGGUCCUGGCUGAAGACUGCUGGAUGAAGUCCCUGGUUCCUCUGAUGGGGGAAGUGAGGCAGCAGAUGGGAGGCAAACCCAUGUACAUCAGCUUUGACAUUGACGGCUUGGAUCCCGCCUAUGCCCCGGGGACAGGGACGCCCGAAAUUGCUGGUCUCACCCCUAGUCAGGCGCUGGAAAUCAUCCGGGGUUGUCAAGGCCUGAACGUGGUGGGCUGUGAUCUUGUGGAAGUGUCACCGCCUUAUGAUCCUUCUGGAAACACGGCCCUCCUGGCGGCUAACCUGCUGUUUGAGAUGCUGUGUGUGCUCCCCAAAGUGACAGUCGUCUGA
This is a messenger RNA of Lynx canadensis (Canada lynx), 1059 nucleotides long. It is a transcript of the gene AGMAT, whose product is annotated as agmatinase. Gene Ontology annotation, molecular function: metal ion binding; agmatinase activity. NCBI's taxonomy places the organism in Eukaryota, Metazoa, Chordata, Mammalia, Carnivora, Felidae. The transcript is spliced from 7 exons. Bases 1 to 1059 code for a protein of 352 amino acids. The record is from RefSeq and is a predicted model, not a curated record.